AUGGAUAUAGUUGAACAAGAAAAUCAGAGUCUCAGGGAGGAGGUUGCCACUUUACGAGAGGGAAUGGAUAGGUUGACGACCAUGAUGAGUGCACUCUUGUCAGCCCAGAACUCUCAAGCUGCCGCCGCUGCCGUAGAGCAGCCCUUGGUGAGCACAACCCCGCUAUCUACAGUAACUUCUCCACCCCUCUUUUUGCCUCCAGGUUGUACAUGGGGAAUGCCACCUCCAGUCUGUGGAAGCCCCCAGCCCGCUGUAUCUGAAGUUCCACCUCCUUUUGCUCAGCAGUCAGCACCGGUUCCGCAACCCAAUACCUCUUUCCCUCAAGCUGCAAUGACUUAUUCAGCUCCACUGAUUCACACUAUUCAACAAGAGGUUGAACCAAUUUUCCCAGCUGAAAAUGUUGUAGCCUUUGACAAGAUGGAAGAACUCCAAGAAAGAUUUGAUGGUAUGCAAAGGGAAGUCGAAGCCCUCCGAGGAAGAGAUCUGUUCGGGAAGGACGCCUGUGAAUUAUGCUUGGUCCCAAAUGUUACUAUCCCUCACAAGUUCAAGGUGCCAGACUUCGAGAAGUAUAAAGGGAACUCUUGUCCCCGCAGUCACUUGGUGAUGUACGCGCGGAAAAUGUCCAUGUAUACUGACAAUCAUAAGCUGCUUAUUCAUUUCUUUCAGGACAGCCUGACUGGGGCCGCUCUGAAAUGGUAUAUGAAUUUGGACAGUGCGAGCAUUCGUACUUUCAAUGACCUGGGUGAAGCGUUCAUCCGGCAGUAUAAGUACAAUCUGGACAUGGCCCCAGAUCGUGAUCAGCUCCGUGCGAUGACACAAAAAGAGAAGGAAACGUUCAAGGAGUAUGCCCAGCGUUGGAGGGAAGUGGCUGCCCAGAUUGUCCCGCCGUUGGAAGAAAGGGAAAUGACCAAAAUAUUUCUGAAGACCCUGAGCCAGUUUUAUUACGAGAAAAUGGUUGCAAGUGCACCAACAGACUUCACCGAAAUGGUCAACAUGGGGGUGCGAUUAGAGGAAGGUGUCCGAGAGGGACGUUUGACUGGGGAAAGUGCCCCUGCCGCAAGCAAUGCCAAGAAGUUUGGAGGCCACUUUGCGAAGAAGAAAGAUCAAGAGGUGGGAAUGGUAGCUCAUGGUAAACCUCAGCAGAAUUUCACCCCAUAUCGUCAGGUUGCGAAUGUCGCAUCCACUAUCCCAAACCCAUCAUAUCACCAACAAAGGCCACAUUACCCCUACCCAUACCCUCCACAACAAUACCCUCCACAACAAUACCCUCCACAGCAAUACCAUCAGCCACAAUACCCUCAAAAACAACAAAAUCGCCCGCAGACCCUCCAACAACCAUAUCACUCACAAAACCGCCAGAAAACAACCUUUGAUCCAAUCCCGAUGAAAUAUGCUGACUUACUCCCCGCCCUGCUCGCCAAAAACCUUGUCCAGGUCAGAACACCCCCUCGUACACCAGAUGUUUUACCUCCCUGGUUUCGUCAUGAUUUAACCUGCGCUUUCCACCAAGGGGCCCCAGGUCAUGACGUUGAAAACUGCUAUGUCCUGAAGAAUGAAGUGCAAAAACUAGUCCGGGCCAACUUGCUAUCCUUCAAAGAUCAGAAUCCCAAUGUUCAGGCGAACCCUCUGCCGAACCAUGGGCCUGCUGUCAACAUGAUACAAGAUUGUGAUGAAGACAGUGUCAUCCUGAACGUCCAACACGUUCGAACUCCCCUGGUCCCAAUACAUAUCAAGAUGUGCGAGGCAGCUCUGUUUGACCAUGAUCAUGCAGCGUGUGAAAUAUGUCCUGUGAAUGUAAAAGGAUGCCCGAAGGUACAAGAGGACGUACAAGGGCUGAUAGACAGCAGAGAACUUAUCAUCACGAGGAAGGACAAAGAAGUGUGCGUCAUUACCCCCGAGUUUCAGCGGUUGGAAAUAAGCUAUAACAGUGGGGAAUCAACUACUACUCCACUGGUGAUUAGCUUGCCAGGACCUAUGCCGUAUGCUUCUCUAAAAGCGGUCCCUUACAAGUAUAGUGCCACGAUGUUGGAAGGUGGGCAGGAGGUGCCUUUGCCCUCUCUAACUCCUGCGAUUUCUGUGGACAACAUUGCUAGUGACGGUAAAGUUCUGAGGAAUGGACGUGUUAUCCCCACAUUGUUUGCAAAGAAAGUAAAUGAUCCGGCAGUUAAACAGGUGACAGUGAACGGCCCCGGUACAAGGAAGGAAGUAGGCCAAUUCAAUGGGACUAGUAAGAAUUCUGAUCAUGACGAAAUUCUGAAACUGAUCCAGAAGAGUGAGUAUAAAAUAGUAGACCAGCUGCUGCAAACUCCCUCUAAGAUAUCCAUUUUGUCUCUGCUAUUGAACUCAGAAGCACACCGUGAGGCUCUAAUGAAGGUGUUGGACCAAGCUUUUGUGGAGAGGGACGUGACUGUUAAUCAAUUGGACAGUAUAGUAGGAAACAUUACUGCCUGCAAUAAUUUAAGUUUUAGUGAUGAAGAACUUCCUGAGGAGGGGAGGAACCACAAUUUGGCGUUACAUAUAUCGGUGAACUGCAAGUCUGAUGCUCUGUCGAAUGUACUUGUGGACACUGGUUCCUCAUUGAAUGUAAUGGCCAAAUCCACAUUAGAUCAACUUUCCUACCAGGGGCCCCCCAUGAGAAGAAGCGGGGUGGUUGUCAAAGCGUUUGAUGGAUCAAGAAAGUCUGUUAUCGGGGAGGUUGAUUUGCCCAUUACAAUUGGGCCGUUUGUUUUCCAAAUUACAUUCCAGGUGAUGGAUAUCCAAGCCGCAUACAGUUGCCUUUUGGGUAGGCCGUGGAUCCAUGAAGCGGGGGCCGUGACAUCCACCUUGCAUCAAAAGCUGAAGUUUGUCAGAAAUGGGAGAUUGAUCACUGUGAGUGGAGAGGAAGCCUUGUUGGUUAGUCAUUUGUCAGCUUUUUCCUUUAUUGGUGCUGAUGAAACAGAAGGAACCUCUUUCCAAGGCCUGACUGUAGAGGGUAAAAAGCCAGAGAAGAAUGAAGUGUCUUUUGCUACUUGGAAGAGCGCACAGAAAGUGGUGCAGGAGGGAACAUGUGUAGGAUGGGGAAAAGUUGUGCAGUUGAUAGAGAGUAAAAACCGUGAAGGACUGGGAUUUGCUUCCUCUGCAGGAUCCGCAACGAACAGUGUUGGAUCAAGCUCCAUUACUAGCACCUUUUGUAGCGCCGGGUUCAUCAACAACUCGCCAGAAGCCAAUGCUGUCUUGGAAGACGUUCCUGAAGAGAGAGUACUUGCAUUUGUCACACCUGGAAAACUUGUUCGCAACUGGGACACGGUUGACAUCCCUUCAGUAGUUCAUGCAUCAAAACUAGGCAUUUAUGAGCCCGUUGAACAUAAUAACCCUGCACUCUCUCCCAACUUCGAAUCUCCUGUCUACGAGGCUGAAGAGGAGGAGGAUGAUGAAAUCCCGGAGGAACUUGCUCGGUUAUUGGAAUAUGAAAAGAAAACCAUUCGGCCUCAUGAGGAGGUAGUAGAGGUGAUUAACUUGGGAACCAAGGAAGAUAAGAAGGAAGUCAAGAUUGGGGCAUCGCUUGAGGCAACUGUCAAACGAAGGGUGAUUGAAUUACUCAAAGAAUACGCCGAUGUGUUCGCAUGGUCGUACCAGGAUAUGCCCGGCUUGGAUCCCCGUAUUGUGGAGCACCGUUUGCCUUUGAAGCCCGAAUGCCCACCGGUCAAACAGAAACUGAGAAGAACUCACCCUGACAUGGCUCUCAAGAUCAAAGAGGAAGUACAGAAGCAGAUCGAUGCAGGUUUUCUUGUCACAUCAGAGUAUCCUCAAUGGUUAGCCAACAUAGUGCCUGUUCCAAAGAGGGACGGCAAAGUCAGGAUGUGCGUUGACUAUCGGGAUUUGAACAAGGCUAGUCCGAAAGAUGACUUUCCUCUACCUCACAUCGAUGUAUUGGUUGACAGCGCUGCAAAGUCCAAGGUCUUCUCCUUCAUGGACGGUUUCUCUGGGUACAAUCAGAUCAAGAUGGCAGUUGAAGACAGAGAAAAGAUAUCUUUCAUCACGCCUUGGGGCACCUUUUGUUACAGGGUAAUGCCUUUUGGGUUGAUAAAUGCAGGUGCCACUUACCAAAGAGGCAUGACCACUCUCUUUCAUGACAUGAUGCAUAAAGAGAUAGAAGUGUACGUGGAUGAUAUGAUUGUCAAGUCAGGCACUGAAGAAAAACAUGUCGAGUACUUGCUGAAGAUGUUUCAACGGCUGAGAAAGUACCAACUUCGACUGAAUCCCAACAAAUGUACCUUUGGUGUUAGAUCUGGAAAACUCUUGGGCUUCAUUGUCAGUCAGAAAGGUAUUGAAGUAGAUCCUGACAAAGUCAAGGCCAUUAGAGAAAUGCCGAUUCCACAAACAGAGAAACAAGUGAGAGGUUUUCUUGGGCGUCUAAAUUACAUUUCUCGUUUCAUCUCGCACAUGACAGCCACGUGCGGACCUAUAUUCAAAUUGCUUCGAAAAGAUCAAGGGGUUGUUUGGACCGAAGAUUGUCAAAAGGCUUUUGACAGUAUCAAGAAUUAUCUGCUAGAACCUCCAAUUCUUAUACCUCCAGUUGAAGGAAGGCCUCUGAUUAUGUACUUGACUGUGUUAGAAGAUUCUAUGGGCUGUGUGCUCGGACAACAGGAUGAGACCGGAAGGAAAGAGCAUGCCAUCUACUACUUGAGCAAGAAGUUUACAGAUUGUGAGUCCAGGUACUCCCAACUUGAGAAAACUUGUUGUGCACUAGCCUGGGCUGCCAAGCGUCUUCGUCACUACAUGAUUAACCACACCACCUGGCUAAUAUCCAAGAUGGACCCGAUCAAGUAUAUCUUUGAGAAACCCGCUCUGACAGGAAGAAUUGCUCGUUGGCAGAUGUUGUUAUCCGAGUAUGAUAUCGAAUACCGUACCCAGAAGGCAAUUAAGGGAAGUGUUCUUGCUGACCAUUUGGCUCACCAACCAAUUGAGGGCUAUCAACCCAUCAAGUUUGACUUUCCUGAUGAAGAAAUUAUGUACUUGAAGACGAAGGUUUGUGAUGAACCAUUGCUUGGAGAAGGUCCAGAUCCCGAGUCUAGAUGGGGUUUGAUUUUUGAUGGAGCCGUGAAUGUCUGUGGCAAUGGAAUUGGGGCAGUUAUUAUCACUCCUGAAGGUAAUCAUCUCCCUUUCGCUGCAAGGUUACAGUUUGAUUGCACCAACAAUAUGGCAGAGUAUGAAGCAUGUAUCCUGGGCAUUGAAGAAGCCAUCGACUUGAGAAUCAAGAACCUUGAUAUUUACGGGGAUUCAGCUCUCGUAAUCAACCAAAUCAAAGGAGAAUGGGAAACUCGCCACCCCGGCUUGAUUCCAUACAAAGAUUAUGCAAGACGUUUGCUAACCUUCUUCAACAAAGUGGAGCUUCACCACAUCCCUCGUGAUGAGAACCAGAUGGCAGAUGCGUUAGCAACUUUAUCCUCCAUGUAUGAAGUGAGUCACCGGAACAAUUUGCCAACAAUCAGAAUUCAGCGCCUCGAGAGGCCCGCUCACGCGUUUGCAGUCGAAGAGGUUGUUGUUGAUGAUAAGCCCUGGUUCCAUGAUAUCAAGUGUUUCCUCCAAAGUCAGGAAUAUCCACCUGGAGCUUCCAACAAAGACAGGAGAACUUUGAGAAGAUUAUCUGGUAAUUUCUUCCUAAAUGGGGAUGUUUUGUACAAAAGAAACUUUGACAUGGUACUACUCAGGUGUGUAGAUAAGCAAGAAGCAGAACUUUUGAUGCAUGAGGUACAUGAAGGCUCCUUUGGAACUCACUCCAAUGGACAUGCAAUGGCUAGGAAGUUGUUGAGAGCAGGUUACUACUGGAUGUCGAUGGAAACAGAUUGUUGCAAGCAUGCCAGGAAGUGCCACAAAUGCCAAAUUUAUGCUGACAGAAUGCAUGUACCACCAACUACACUUAAUGUUCUUUCUUCUCCGUGGCCCUUCUCUAUGUGGGGCAUCGAUGUGAUUGGUAGAAUCGAACCGAAAGCUUCAAACGGGCAUCGUUUCAUUCUAGUGGCUAUUGAUUACUUCACCAAGUGGGUUGAAGCAGCAUCUUAUGCAAAUGUGACUAAACAAGUUGUGGUCCGCUUUAUCAAGAAUCAGAUCAUCUGCCGUUAUGGUGUGCCCAACAGAAUCAUUACAGAUAAUGGAACGAACGUGAAUAACAAGAUGAUGAAAGAUUUGUGUGAAGAGUUCAAGAUUGAGCAUCACAAUUCUUCUCCUUACAGACCUCAAAUGAAUGGCGCAGUUGAAGCUGCAAACAAGAAUAUCAAGAAGAUAGUGCAGAAGAUGGUGGUCACAUACAAAGACUGGCAUGAGAUGUUACCGUAUGCUUUGCAUGGGUAUCGCACUUCAGUGCGUACCUCAACAGGGGCAACCCCUUUCUCUUUGGUGUAUGGCACGGAAGCAGUACUCCCUGUGGAGAUUGAGAUUCCAUCAAUGAGAGUUAUAAUGGAGGCCCAGUUAUCAGAAGCUGAAUGGUGCCAAAGCAGAUAUGAUCAGUUGAAUCUAAUUGAAGAAAAACGCAUGAAGGCCUUGUGCCACGGACAACUUUAUCAACAGAGGAUGAAGCAAGCUUUCGACAAGAAGGUUCGUCCUCGUGUGUUUCAAGAAGGAGAUCUUGUGCUCAAGAAGGUUUUAUCUUUCCAACCCGAUUCUAGGGGCAAGUGGACGCCUAAUUACGAAGGCCCAUAUGUCGUCAAGAGAACUUUCUCUGGUGGUGCGCUGAUUGUUACGACUAUGGAUGGGGAUGAGCUCCCUCGUCCCGUGAAUGCGGAUGCAGUCAAGAAAUACUUUGUCUAAAAAUAAAAGAACAGCUCGGUAAGUCGAAAACCCGAAAGGGCGGCUUAGGCAAAAAUGAGCGUCUCGGUGGGUCGAAAACCCGAAAGGGCGGCCCAGGCAAAAAUUAGAGACAUCAAACAGAAAAAUAAUUAGCCUGAUAGGUCGAAAACCCGAAAGGGCGAUCUAUGCAAAAGUUAAGGAUCAAAAGACAAAGUAACUGCAUCGAGAGGAUCUUCGUUCAUUUGGGGCACAAUGGAAUGUCAAGGAGACCCUGAAUCUGAAGCAUCCAAACAGUGGAAUUCAAGGUUGUCAGAGGGAACAACGGUUAUUGUGUUCAAUGAACCUUCGAUUUAUAUUUACCAUUUUCCAAACUUUGUAAGAUCAGUGGAGCCAUGCCAUUGGUAGGUCACCACUCUUUCAAAUAAAUUUGAGCCUGUUGCCUUUCAUUUGGAAUUCUCAUUUAUUCAGCUUAUAAAAC
Messenger RNA from Glycine soja, 7243 nucleotides. RefSeq lists its product as uncharacterized. Gene Ontology annotation, biological process: proteolysis; DNA integration. The transcript has 3 exons. Gene Ontology annotation, molecular function: nucleic acid binding; aspartic-type endopeptidase activity; RNA-DNA hybrid ribonuclease activity. NCBI's taxonomy places the organism in Eukaryota, Viridiplantae, Streptophyta, Magnoliopsida, Fabales, Fabaceae. The coding region runs from base 1 to 6786 and encodes 2261 amino acids. The record is from RefSeq and is a predicted model, not a curated record.